AUCGCGGAUUGGCUGUCGACUAAAGAAUUAACUAGGAGAGUGCUAGGGCUAGGGAAGCAGCGAACAUGCCCACCCACACUAUUCCCAAACCAGAUCCGCCGCUUAUUGCACAGAGAUAAGGAUGCAUACACAGAAACUACGUACAGUACACUACCUAGACAGAAAUCCACCAUUCGAUGAUGAAGAUCUUGAUCCUGAUGCAAAACCCCCAACCCUUUCUAUCCAUUCCAGGCCAUUCAAGGCGGCAAUCAAACCUCAUACUCCCGGGUACCCUUGCCCUGCCUUUCUCCACAGAUCGGGGGCGUCAUUUUCCUGGUGGGCCUUUCUUUGCUUUUCUAGCCUAGGAAAACGUUUACUGGGCCUGGCUGCUUGUCAUUUGCGUGUCUGUCGACCACCUUUCUCCGAACUCCAGUCUUAGCUGUGGCGUCUCUCGUACCGGUAGUCAGAAAAAUGACGAAGCGGAUCACCCCAGAUCUUCGUUGAUGAUAUGCUACAUUACUUCUCGCCUACCAUCGCUCGUCCUCGAUUCCAAAACUGCGUCUACUACGACACACCUUUUGCCACAGUGGUGAGCAUC
Messenger RNA from Aaosphaeria arxii CBS 175.79, 577 nucleotides. RefSeq lists its product as uncharacterized. The coding region runs from base 122 to 418 and encodes 98 amino acids. The record is from RefSeq and is a predicted model, not a curated record. NCBI's taxonomy places the organism in Eukaryota, Fungi, Ascomycota, Dothideomycetes, Pleosporales. The transcript has a single exon.